Messenger RNA from Gekko japonicus, 864 nucleotides. RefSeq names its product dual specificity phosphatase 9 (gene DUSP9). Gene Ontology annotation, biological process: negative regulation of MAPK cascade; protein dephosphorylation. The transcript has 2 exons. The coding region runs from base 1 to 864 and encodes 287 amino acids. Gene Ontology annotation, cellular component: cytoplasm; cytosol. The record is from RefSeq and is a predicted model, not a curated record. NCBI's taxonomy places the organism in Eukaryota, Metazoa, Chordata, Lepidosauria, Squamata, Gekkonidae. Gene Ontology annotation, molecular function: MAP kinase tyrosine/serine/threonine phosphatase activity; protein tyrosine/threonine phosphatase activity.
AUGGAAGCCCUGGGCAAGUCCACGGCGUGGCUGCGGGCCGAGCUGGCCUCCCCGUCUCCCCGCCUGCACAUCCUCGACUGCCGUAGCCGGGAACUGUACGACUCGUCCCACGUGGAGCGGGCGCUGAGCGUGGCCCUCCCGGGACUGCUGCUCCGCCGCCUCCGCAAGGGGAACCUUUCGGUCUGCUCUUUGCUCCCCGGGCCGCCGUGCGGCCUCGGGGGCAACACCGUCUUGCUGUACGAUGAGGGGACGCUCCACCUGUCCCAAGCGAGGGACCGGGAAGAGGACAACGAGGAGUCGGUGCUGAUGACCCUGCUGCAGAAGCUGCAAGAGGAAGGGUGCCUGGCCUACUACCUGCAGGGAGGCUUCAGCAGGUUCCAAGCCGAGUGCCCGCACCUCUGCGAGACCAACCUCGACCCGGCCAGCACCAGCAACUCGCCCGUGCCCCUGGCGGCCUCCGUGGUGGGGCUGGGGGGCCUGAGCCUGAGCUCGGACUGCUCGGAUGCCGAGUCGGAGCCCCUGAGCAGCGGCGGCAUGGAGUCGGAGGGGGCCAGCCCCCCCUCCUUCCCCGUGCAGAUCCUGCCCAACCUCUACCUGGGCAGCGCCCGCGACUCCGCCAACAUGGACACCCUGGCCAAGCUGGGCAUCCACUACAUCCUCAACGUCACGCCCAACCUGCCCAACCUCUUCGAGAAGAACGGCGACUUCCACUACAAGCAGAUCCCCAUCUCGGACCACUGGAGCCAGAACCUGUCGCAGUUCUUCCCCGAAGCCAUCGAGUUCAUUGGUGAGUGGCGGGGAGGGGAGGCCGAUCCGGAUUGCUGCCCGUUCCCAGGCGGGUGCUGGGGCUGCCUCCCCACUUAG